CACGGUGGUACAUUUUAUUUACGAAAUGGAUGAUAAAAUUGUACCACUUUAGUCACGACGGUAUAUUUUAUUUACGAAACCGCCACUGUAAGAAACAAAAACGUUUCUCACGGUGAGUAACAGAGAUUUACUGCUUCCUGCAUUACUGAAACAAAUACGUAGUAUUUUAAUUUGCACAUGUGGAAUCAAUAACAGAUAUUCUCAUUUAGGUAGGUUAAAAAGCAUUUUAUGUGGACUCUUCAUAUAUAGUUGACUAACUAUAGGAAUAUAUUAGUCAUAAUGAACACAAAAUCAAAGUACUAUAAAUGUAUAAUCAGCCCAUACACCUUAAGUACCCCAACUAACCCCCUCACAAACAAAAGCAACCAAAAAAAAAAUGAAGUUAUUCAUUCAUCUCUUUAUCGCAUUUUUAGCCUCAAUUCUUGUGAUAACUCAUGCCCAAGACAACCAAACGGAGUUCCUAGACGUGCACAACACGGCCCGUGCUCAAGUCGGAGUACCACCCCUUAAAUGGAACCACACCCUAGCAUUAUACGCCCAAAAUUUAGCCAACAAAGUCAAGCAAACAUGUAAUAGCACGAUGUCAUCUAGGGGACCUUACGGUGAAAACACGGCUUCCGGUUAUGGGGCUUUUACGACGGUUGAUGCGGUUAACCAAUGGGUAGGGGAGAAGGAAAAUUAUGAUCAUCGUUUGAAUGAUUGUGUGAAUGGUACAGAAUGUAAACACUAUAAACAAGUGGUUUGGAAAAAUAGCUUAUAUCUUGGUUGUGCUAGUAUAAUAUUUGGUGCUGGUUGGCCCUUUGUUGUUUGUGAAUAUGAUCCUCCUGGUAAUGUUAAUGGUACAUGGCCUUAUUGAUUACCCUUUAAUUAAU
Molecule: messenger RNA, 872 nt
Organism: Chenopodium quinoa (quinoa)
Lineage: Eukaryota; Viridiplantae; Streptophyta; Magnoliopsida; Caryophyllales; Amaranthaceae
Product: pathogenesis-related protein 1A-like
Exons: 3
Coding region: 377-856 (159 amino acids)
Source: RefSeq, a predicted model, not a curated record